AUGUCUAAAUUAUAUGAUACAAAUAGAAAAUUCAAUAAUACAAAAUAAAGAUGGGAAACAUUAACAGCCAAUAUUGGAAAUAAAGAAAAUAUCCAAGUCAAUAACAAAAUUGCAGCAACAAAAACCAUCAAAAAGUGCACAACAGCCAUUACUCUGGAGAAAAAGAAGCCAUUGCCUUAAAGAACGAUAACAAAAUAUUUCAAAUUCACAAAUCUAAAAAAAUAUCCAAACCUACAAUUGUACGACUCAAAAGGCAAUGUAAGAGAGUUCUUAUGUUAUGAUGACAAGGUACUCAAAAUACCUCCAGCCUAUAACUAAACUAUUUCACAUUCUAUGGAUAAUGAUUGUCAAUCUGAUAAUGAACAAGUUGAAUCUGCAGUAAGAUAACUUACCUACUUUAUCGAAUCUACUUUAAAUUAAUACAAAUAACACUCUUAAUGA
Paramecium tetraurelia is the source of this 441-nucleotide messenger RNA. RefSeq lists its product as uncharacterized. The transcript has 3 exons. The record is from RefSeq and is a predicted model, not a curated record. Lineage: Eukaryota; Ciliophora; Oligohymenophorea; Peniculida; Parameciidae.